Molecule: messenger RNA, 1852 nt
Organism: Mucor mucedo
Lineage: Eukaryota; Fungi; Mucoromycota; Mucoromycetes; Mucorales; Mucoraceae
Exons: 5
Coding region: 80-1762 (560 amino acids)
Source: RefSeq, a predicted model, not a curated record
CGUUCAAGUAUAGUGAUUAUGGCUACAUCGUUAGCAUAGGUAAUAAAUAAACAAUAUUCAACAGCAGUACGAUUUAUCUAUGAAUGCGACAUGCAUAGAUUUCGGCACCACAACUUCAGGGUCGUGUUACGCUGUUACUGGCAGAAUGUCUCCAAAAGAGUCGAGGGAAAGAAUCUACCCAAGCAUUAUUCAUGUUAAUGAUUGGCCAAAGCAAAACUAUUUACAAUCUAAAACACCAUCUAUCAUUGUGUGUGAUCGGAACUUCCAUCUUUUACAUUGGGGAAUGAGUGCCUUUAACUUUAUACAAUCUGGUCAAGUAAAGGAUGGCCAUCGAGUCUUUGAAAAGUUUAAAUCACAACUCCCUUCGUCCAUUGCACAAAAAGGAGCUUUCCGUCGUACUGGAAAUACUAGCCAGCUCGAACUCUUAUGUCUAAGAGCUACAAUUGAUUAUUUUAGGGAGCUUUUUGAUCAUACAGCUAGAGCUAUGGAAAAUGCAAAUAUGGUAAAGGGUUUAAAAGUUGACAAAGAAGAUAUUCGUUUUCUUAUCACUGUCCCAACACAGUGGAAUGACGUUCAAAAAUCGCUUAUGCGUUUGAUCGCUAUUGAAGCGGGGCUGAUUUCCAAAUACGAUAAUGUAAACCGUUUGAAAAUCAUCAGCGAGUCUUCAGCUGCACUCAACAAUUGUCAUCGAAAACUAUUACCCAAAAUUUUAAGUACUGAGGAUACCGAAGGUGUGAUUACGUUUGAGGGCGGGAAGUAUAUGAUUUGUGAUGCUGGUGGAGGAACGGUUAGCAUUGCUAUCUUUGAAGUGUUCAAGCAGAGAGGCCAAGAUGGUGAGGACAGUCUUCGUAGAUGUCAAAUUACCUCAGGAAUUCAAAAGAAAUGUGGAUCCGCGUAUCUGGAUCUAAAAAUGAAGGAGGUCCUGUUGGAUAUCUGCUUUGGGGCAGACAAAAAAUCUUGGGAGGAUAACGAGUCAAAAAUAAAAGAACUUGAGUCAUUAAUAACACCUCUAACAGACCAAUUUCUCAUGAAUAAGACAUAUUUUGGAUCAGCGAGCAGAGACUUUAUUCCUGAUUGCUGUCGUGAAUUUUUAAAAAACUAUGAUCCUGAAGCAAGCGACGAUGAUGAGCUAUAUUGCGGUGUUUGUGACUUUGCUAAUGGGAAUGACGCACAGUAUAUCGGUCUUGACAAUUUUGGCGGUGAUACGGUUUUUAUAAUUGAACUAGGUCGAAUAUUAAAAAAACUGAGGUUGCAAAAAGGCCCUGGUGAUAAAAUAAUUACGGAAGAAGGUGUAACAGUCGAACGUGAUAAGUAUCAUUUUGAAAUUCGACUUUCUUACAAAUUCAUGCGAGAAAAGGUUUUUGAUGAAGUUGUCGAUAAUACAAUUGACUUUUUGAAGAGGCAAAUAAAGAAAGCUAAUGGAAAUAUUACGCAUACCAAUCUAGUAGGAGGCUUUGGCGGAUCACCAUACUUGCGCAAACGUAUUCUAAACGAGCUUCCUUUCGGGCACCCAUUACACAUCGGGAGUUUAAUUACGGAUGAUCGAGGUGAUACAGCAGCAAUGCGGGGUGCCUUGAUUUAUGGUAUUGAUAGCAGUAGACAUGAGACCCAAACUGAUAUUGUACUUUAUAAAUACGAAAAUGCUGCCACAUCGAAAUACAAUGCUCUUGUUUGUUUAGAUAUCGGAUACGACGGGAUCGCGUGUUCCUAUAGAGAUUUGAGAAAUAGAGACGAUAACAUGACAGAUAUUGAAGAUUGGUAAUUAAUUGGAGUAUAACUUAUGGGGCAUAUUUAACGUGUGCAAAUAGGCCUGGUUUAGAUCGGCAUAACCCUACUAUCCCUACAGCAAAAG